This is a messenger RNA of Trichosporon asahii var. asahii CBS 2479, 1620 nucleotides long. RefSeq names its product histone acetyltransferase (HAT) catalytic subunit of the SAS complex, Sas2p. Gene Ontology annotation, molecular function: histone acetyltransferase activity. The transcript is spliced from 2 exons. Bases 1 to 1620 code for a protein of 539 amino acids. Gene Ontology annotation, biological process: regulation of DNA-templated transcription. The record is from RefSeq and is a predicted model, not a curated record. Lineage: Eukaryota; Fungi; Basidiomycota; Tremellomycetes; Trichosporonales; Trichosporonaceae.
AUGGCUGGGACACCUUCUUCUAAGGCCGGUCGAGCUGGGUCGGACCCACCUCCUCCCAAGGUCGCCGCGCCUGGCACCUACACUCUGUCUGAUGUAGUCCCGGGAGUGAAGAUCUUCGUCGCGAAGCCCCUGGGCAACGGGCAAGAGGAGCACCGAAAAGCUGAGAUUCUAUCCACAAGACCGAAACCUGUCUCGGCCUUUGCCCCGAAGCCCGGACCUAAUGACCCGAAGCCGGAUCCCCGCGAUGAUGUCGAGUACUACGUACACUAUGUCGAGUUCAACAAGCGUCUCGACGAAUGGGUUGGUGGAAGCCGCCUGCUCACCGACAAGGAACUCGAGUGGCCGCAGCCCAAGGAGGAGUCAAACAAGAAGAAGACCGGAAAGGCAACCCCGAAGGCGUCCGGCGCUGCUUCCCCGUCGCGACCGUCGAAGGGUGGAGCGCCCAAGAGUCUCCUGAAGAAGGCCGCGACGAAAGCUGCCUCUCAAGUCGGCAAGGUCCCUAGCAAGGGCAAGGCUAGCAAGAGCAAGGCUGGCAAGGGCUCCGGAGCCACGACCGGAGACGAGACGGAUGAUACGGACGAUGCGGACGGCGAGGACGACACGGACGCGGAGGGCGACGUCUCCAUGUCGUCGGCCGACGGCGACAACGAGGUCGAGGACAUGAAGCCGAGCGACCCUCGUGCUGGACCGGCGGUGUUCAGCAAGAAGGACGAAAUCGAGAAGUUGCGAACAUCGGGUUCAAUGACGCAGAGUCACAGCGAGAUUUCUCGUGUCAAGAACCUGAACAAGCUGCAGAUCGGCAAGUCGGAGGUCGAGUCGUGGUACUUCUCACCGUACCCGGCCGAGUACGCGUACCUGCCGAAGCUGUACAUCUGCGAGUUCUGUCUGCUGUACUACCCGAGCCUGACGCAGCUUACGCGACACCGAACAAAGUGCACGCUGCAGCACCCUCCGGGCAACGAGAUUUACCGUAAGGACAACAUCUCGUUCUUCGAGAUUGACGGACGGCGGCAGCGGACCUGGUGCCGGAACCUGUGUUUGCUGAGCAAGUGCUUCCUGGACCACAAGACGCUCUACUACGACGUGGACCCGUUCAUGUACUAUUGCAUGACGGUCAAGGACGAGUACGGCGACCAUCUGAUCGGCUACUUUUCGAAGGAGAAGGAGAGUGCGGAAGGAUACAACGUAGCGUGUAUCCUGACGUUGCCCCAGCACCAGCGUAAGGGUUACGGUAAAGUUCUCAUCGAGUUCUCCUACGAGCUGUCCAAGGUCGAGGGCAAGCUCGGCUCACCCGAGAAGCCGCUGUCCGACCUGGGUCUCCUCUCCUAUCGCGCGUACUGGCAGGAGAAGAUUGUCGACCUCCUCACCGAAUCAGAAGACGAGAUCUCUCUCGAUGAGAUCGCCCAGCGCACGUCCAUCACGCACGGAGACAUCAUGCACACGUGCCAAGCCCUGCAGAUGAUCAAGUACUAUAAGGGUCAACACAUCAUCCACCUUACGGACGCCGUGCUCGAGCAGCACCAGAAGACGAAGGCCAAGACGCGUAAUGCAAUCGAUCCGACAUGCCUCAAAUGGAAGCCGCCCGUGUUCACGCGCUCGCAGCUGUCCUUCGGUUUCUAA